CCAGGCCCAGCGGACGCCGGCUGCAGUGGAAAGCCGCCUGCUUUCGGCCCCCGGCGAGGGCGCCGGGGCUCGGAAUCCUCAGUUCAACCAGCAAGUGACAAACCUAAUGCAAGAGAUGGAAGGUGUGGAGAUCCUGUUGUUGGCAGCCUGCAACUGCUGGGGCUUUGAGCGAUCUGAGUGACAAUGUUGGGUUCUCAAAUUAUUUGGAAAGGGCUAUAGUACUUGUUGAAAUGAAGUCGACGGUGUUUUCUGCAGUCGCUGUUUCUAUUGGUUAUACAUUACUUGGAUGGGAUUUUACAGCAGUUUUAGAGGCUAAUCUCCAUAUGAAGAAGGAAUUUGAUCUAAACAAUGGACCUUCUACUGAUGGAAUAAUUUUAGCAGUUUCAGUUUUCGGGGCUAUUGUGAUCACAGUAUUCUCUGGAUCACUAUUAGAUUGGCUUGGCAGACGUGCUGCAUUGAUUUACUCUUCUCUGCUCUUGAUUUCUGGUGGUCUUUUAAUGGUCUGGUCUCCUAACAUAUAUAUUCUACUUCUAGCUAGGCUUAUUGUUGGAUCAGGAAGUGGUUUGGUUUUCACCUGUGUUCCGAUUUAUAUAUCUGAAACAUCUCCUCCAAGUAUGAGGGGAUCACUGGGAACUAUGCCACAGCUCAUGUUCUUUGUAGGAAUGGUCUUUUCCUAUUCCCUGAUAUUUUGGAUGACACUGAUAUCUUCACCGAACUGGAGAAUUAUGAUCGGUGCAAUCUUUGCUCCUUCCAUGGUAUACUUUACUUUAUUGGUGUUCUACUUGCCAGAAUCACCUAGAUGGCUUGUAAGUGAUGGAAAAAUUAGUGAGGCCCGGAUCUCUUUACAGUGGCUUAGAGGGAAGGAUGAUGUUUCAGGAGAAAUAGCUCUUAUUGCGGAUGGUAUGAACAUGAUAAUGGACACGACCGUUGGAGGACAUGCUAUUGGUGCUGUUCGAAGUCAAAGUUUUCUUGGAACUAGCACGAGCCAGAUGUCACGCCAUAGUACUUUCUAUUGGCACCUUUCAGAUCCACUAGUUGAUCUUCUUGGAAGCAUCCAUGAGAGUAUGUCAGAACAAGGAGCUGCACGAAACAGCUACUUCCCUGUCUUCAACAGUUUCAACAUUGUUGAAGAAGAACGGUUGAAUGAGCAGACGGGGGAUGAUAGUCUUCAACAAACCAGGGAGGCAUAUUCUGCUGAAGAGGGCAAUAAUGGAGAAAAUUUGCAAACUUCUCUUCUAUCCCAAGUAACAAGUGCUGAAGUAAACGAUAUAAAUACAUCAUUCACCUCUGAAGGGAGCUCAUCAUAUUUGAGAAGACAUGGUACAUCAACAUCAGGGCUUGCACAGGAUUUAAUAUCUUCUUUGCAUGAUCAUGACAUUGAAGAAGAUGAUGAAGAAAUACAUGGGGCAGCAUUAUCUAGUCAGCCUGCACUUGGUGACAUGGUAAACAGAGGAUUACAUCCAUUUCGACAACAUAUGGUCCGGCUGUCUGAAACAGCUGACAUAAAGCCCAAAUGGAGGGUACUUCUUCAGCCAGGAGUCAGGCAUGCCUUGUGUUAUGGCAUGCUGAUUCAAGCUCUUCAGCAGUCUGCAGGAAUCAGUGGCCUUCUCCAAUACAAUCCUCAAAUUCUUGAACAAGUUGGAGUAGUUAGUUUGUUUUCAGACCUUGGACUUGAUUCCCAUUCAACAUCGAUCCUCAUAAGUGCCCUUAAUGCUUUGCUGAUGCUUCCUUGUAUAACUGCGUCAAUGAUGCUGAUGGAUGUCUGUGGAAGAAGGGCUCUUCUCCUAGUCAGUAUUCCAAUCCUAAUAUUAUCAGUCGGCACCAUAUCUUUUUCCAACAUAGUGAAGAUGGGAUCUUUGGCGCACGGAAUGCUCUUUCAGCUCUCAUUAACCAUUUGCUUCUGCUCAUAUGUCGUCGGUCUGGGGCCAAUACCCAAUAUUCUCUGCUCUGAGAUGUUCUCAACAAGGGCUCGUGCAACAUGUGCAAGUUUUUGUUCACUUGCCUUCUGGUUUGGCAGACUACUAUCUAUUUACUGCUUCCCGGUGAUGCUAAGUACCAUUGGGCUCACCGGGGCAUGUGGGAUUUAUGCAUUUGUCUGCUGCAUGGUUCUUUUGUUCGUCUGCUUAAGAGUCCCUGAGACGAAGGGUCUUCCCUUGGAGCUCAUAGCUGAGAUUUUCAAGUUUUCAAGACAAGAAUGUUUGUAGAAGAGUUGCAGAAUGUUCAGUAUUGAAGUGACCCAGGUUGAUUGUUGAAUGCUUGCUUGCUAGUGCUGUACAUAUGACAAAUGUAGCUUGAAUCUUUGCAAAUUUUGUCCUAGCUAGAAGAUUGGUUUGGUGAUAGUAUCUGUACCUUGUAGUUUUCCUUUAAUUGUCUUUAUUCUGCUCUGGAGGUACGUUAAAAAGGAAAAUCAUUACAUGGCUUCUUUUGCAUCACAAGAGAAAAAAAUCAUGCUGCUGAAUGUAUACAGACAAGAUUUACCUGUAGUUAUUCCAAGAAUAAUUCUUCUCAAGGUUACAUGGUGAUUCAGCCUCUAUUAUGAAGUAGUGGCAUUCUGAUGCUAUUU
Oryza brachyantha (malo sina) is the source of this 2563-nucleotide messenger RNA. Its product is annotated as monosaccharide-sensing protein 2-like. Gene Ontology annotation, biological process: transmembrane transport. The coding region runs from base 231 to 2204 and encodes 657 amino acids. Lineage: Eukaryota; Viridiplantae; Streptophyta; Magnoliopsida; Poales; Poaceae. The record is from RefSeq and is a predicted model, not a curated record. The transcript has 7 exons. Gene Ontology annotation, cellular component: membrane. Gene Ontology annotation, molecular function: myo-inositol:proton symporter activity.